Ipomoea triloba (trilobed morning glory) is the source of this 1127-nucleotide messenger RNA. RefSeq names its product ethylene-responsive transcription factor ERF086. The record is from RefSeq and is a predicted model, not a curated record. The coding region runs from base 1 to 996 and encodes 331 amino acids. NCBI's taxonomy places the organism in Eukaryota, Viridiplantae, Streptophyta, Magnoliopsida, Solanales, Convolvulaceae. Gene Ontology annotation, molecular function: DNA-binding transcription factor activity; DNA binding. The transcript has a single exon. Gene Ontology annotation, biological process: regulation of DNA-templated transcription.
AUGUCUUCAUCCAACACCUCACCAUCACAACACCAACACCAUCACCACCACCAACAACCAUUUAGCCUCUUCGAGCCCAUCCGCACCCCGACCGGGUUCUCGUGGCUACAGCGCAACACGGCGGUGGCCCAGCCGAGCGAGAAGCGGGGGCGGCGCAAGCAGGCGGAGCCGGGGCGGUUCCUCGGCGUGAGGCGUCGGCCGUGGGGCCGGUACGCGGCGGAGAUCCGGGACCCCACCACCAAGGAGAGGCAUUGGCUAGGCACCUUUGACACUGCCCAAGAAGCUGCCCUAGCCUAUGAUAGAGCUGCCCUAUCCAUGAAAGGAGCCCAAGCAAGAACCAACUUCAUUUACACAACUGAUUCUUGUUACACCACAAACACAAACAACCCCUUUGAUCUCCACCCCCAAAACUCCUCCUCUUCCUCCCCUCCCUUCAUCCUCACCUGCACGCCGGAGAAGAAACCCGCCGCCGUCCCGCCGCCCCCGGUGAGCUCAUCGCCGCCACUAUUGGGUCAGUCAGAUAAUGAGACUUGCUCUCAAUCAUCCUAUGGGUCUUCCCCUCAAGAAAACUCUCUGUUUUUCUCCCCACAUGAAGAAGACAACUCUGGGUACUUGGAUUGUAUAGUGCCUGAUACAAUCUUGAGACCCCCCAACACUAAUACAACAAUUUCCCAAGAAACCAAUGAAAAUGGAAACUAUUACACCGCCCCACAAAAUUUUCCUUGGUUUUGGGAAGGCCAACAGUCAUGGGAUAUGAUGAAUUCAUGCGAUGACCUAACCGCCAUACUAAACAACAACAACAACAACAAAAGUUCAAUGUCGUACGAGGUGAGGAAUGCAUGCAUGGGCAUGGAAAAUGAUGAAAAACCAGCCAUUAUUGGGAGCUUUGAUAAGGUCAUGAUGAUGCAAGGAGGAGGAGAAGGAGCAUCAUCAUCAACAACAACUUGCUCUUAUGCCUAUGGAGAUGCCAAUGACUAUGGCUACUCCCUUUACUAAAUGCAUUAAUGCCAAACUUGAUGUGGAAAGGAGGAGAAGAAUCAUCGAAGUCACCAUUUUCAGUCAAAUACUGUCUACUAAACUACUAAAUUAAGUCUGUGCUGGCUAAGAUGUUGAGUUACCAAUUUCUA